Molecule: messenger RNA, 2713 nt
Organism: Ictalurus punctatus (channel catfish)
Lineage: Eukaryota; Metazoa; Chordata; Actinopteri; Siluriformes; Ictaluridae
Gene: drc7
Product: coiled-coil domain containing 135
Exons: 18
Coding region: 167-2659 (830 amino acids)
Biological process (GO): flagellated sperm motility
Cellular component (GO): motile cilium
Source: RefSeq, a predicted model, not a curated record
UUAGUGUAGAAAUUAUGCAUGGGAAGGUGCGUGUGGUGUACCUUUUGUACCAAAGAAAAUCCCGGAAGUGCUAACCGACUCAACGUCAUUGGCGUGCGCCACGGUCUCGUCACCGUGGAAACCGAAAAACGCCACUAAAGAAGUGCUGUCUGAAGUUGAGCUUGAUAUGGAAGAAGCCAAACUGAAAGAGGAGGAGAAGGAGGAGAAGGAGGAGAGAGAGGAUGUAGGCCUGAGAGAGUUACGGGAACUGGACAAAGUGCAAAUCAGUCUCUCGGCUGCCCAUAUGUCAGAGCAGAAGCCUAAAGUAGACCCGGCCGAAUGUCCUGCCUCAUACAGCGAGAACUCGGCUAAAGAGAAACUGUUGGUGUCCAUGGCAGAAAACCUCCACGCUCAGUACUCGUAUCUGUACCCUGACCGCAAACCGCUGCUACUCUGCCCAGUCAAUGAGUUCGGAGUGCAGAAGUUUGUGAGCACCACGCUGCGGCGUACGCUGAUACCGUACCAUGAGCUGUAUGACUGGCAAGGCUGUGCUAGUUUCAUCUCUGACUUUUUAACUUUGGAGCUGCUGGAAUGUCUAACUGAAGUGCCGAGACAGCUGUACUCUCCAACGUGGGUGGUGCGGACUCGGAGAGGUACAUGUUUUGAUUACUCCACCUUGCUCUGCAGUUUAUUGCUGGGCGCAGGCUACAACGCCUACUGUGUCAGCGGCUACGCUGUGAAAGAGAUGUGCCUGCUCGAUCUGAGCCACCAGGAAUGUCCACUACUCAAACCCCAGGACACGGUUGAAGGGAAGCCACCCAGGCAGGAGGAGGACGUGAAGAAGUACAGGGUUAAGCCUGCACAAGAACUGAAAAGCACCUUUGAGCUGCGUCAGGAGGAGAAAAAGCAGCAGGAGCAUCUCGCAAUGCUUGCCAAGCAGCAGGAAGCCGAAAGACAAAAGGAGGAGCAGGAGCGUCCUGCGGAUCCUCUGUGGGGCCUACGGGUUCACAGCUGGGUUCUGGUUCUGGCAGGGAAACGUGACAUAUUGGAGAACUUCUUCAUCGACCCACUCUCUGGCCAGAGCUAUCCCACGUCCAGCGCGUGUUUCCUCGGCAUCGAGAGCGUCUGGAACCAUGAGAACUACUGGGUCAACAUGCAGGACUGCCGCUCCGGCUGUACGGAGAUGACAUAUGACCUACAUGAUGUGCUAAAGUGGGAGUACAUGUUGUGUACCAAUAGCAGUUCACCCCUAGUCCCUCCUGAUGGAACAGGAGAAGAAAAGGAGGAGCAGAACGAUGAGGAGACAGAAGAGCCUAAGCUUUUUGAGAUGCCUCAGUCUUGGGUUACACAAAUCCACAUCUCAGAAGAAGAUAUGGAAAGUCGUUUCCCUGGUGGGUCGAAGGUUACCCGUUACAGGAAGGCCACGAUGGAGAAUUUCUCCCCUUAUCUCCUGAAGGACGGAUUAGUCACAAGACUCACUACUUAUGAUGACCUGGAAUGCACUCAGCUCAACGCGGUGAAUGAGUGGUAUGAGAACCGGCAUGAUGAGCUCCAGGAGAGGGAACUGAAGAAAGCCACCAAUGUCACUACAGAGCAUUUCUCACCAGGAAGGAGCUUCUGUCUAAAAACUCACAGGUACGUGACUCUGGGCCCUGAGAUUGAGCAUCUUAUGGAGUUCUACAGUAAAGCUCGAGAUGACAACUUGCUCAGUCGAGUCGAGACGCCAACAGAGAUGACCGAGACGUUUCAGGACCGUUCUGACUUCCUCUAUUACCGACACGUUAUUUACGGACCUUUGGAGCUGGCACAAAAACAUGGAGUUCAGCGACCCAUUCAGAAGGUUGUGGUAAAAUUCCAUAGGGAUCGAUCCAAACCAGCCAGCAAGGAUGUGGCUGAACUAAUUUUCCAGAUUUCACAGAAUCGAAUUGAGGUUACAUACCAUCUAGAGGACGACAAAAUCGUUCCAAAUUUUGACAUCUUUGAAAAACCUUCUAACCUUGACGACCCCUUCCCAGACAAGAUGGCCUCCAGCUUUCAGGUGGACCCGCUUGCAAAACCCUUCCCAAAACUGCACCUGUACCAGACCCUCACAGCACUGAUGAAGGAGGAGGAGAAAGUCUUAAUCAGUAUCAAGGACUCUGAGAAAGAAGUGAGGGACAUCCUAGAGGUAAGAGACCGGGAGGAGAGUGCCAUUAUGCUUAAGAUCUCCAUCUACGACAUGGCCAGGAACGAGAAGGCACGCCUGCACAUGGAACAGCUGAAGCACCUGGCCCAAGAGAAGCAACUGAAGAAAGAGUGCGAGGAUGUGGACAUCUUGGCUCCGUUCCUGGCUCGGCUGGGAGACCCGGAGAUCCUGACCAAGCAGCAGGCAAUGCAGAUCCAUGCAGACUGCCUCGACAGCAAAAAGCAGAGACUUAUAGACAAGGCCAACCUCAUCCAGGCUCGAUUUGAAAAGGAGACUAAGAUGCUCCUGCAGAAGCAGCAGUGGUACCAGAAGAACCAGUUCACCUUCACAAAACAGGAUGAGGAAGCGUAUUUGGCCUACUGCUCCGAAGCCAUGUUCAGGAUCAAAGUUUUGAAGCUGCGCCUCAGCUGCCACAAGGACAGAGCACCACAGAAGUACCUGGCCCUGGAUAAGAUGCUGAGACAAGAUCCAAGACUGAUGCAGCACCUAGAAUGACAUAUACCUGUAUGAUAAAAUUCAGUUUUGUUUACCUUGGUACACAUUUGUAGC